Messenger RNA from Aspergillus clavatus NRRL 1, 2916 nucleotides. Its product is annotated as Zn(II)2Cys6 transcription factor. Gene Ontology annotation, biological process: regulation of DNA-templated transcription; DNA-templated transcription. The record is from RefSeq and is a predicted model, not a curated record. The coding region runs from base 1 to 2916 and encodes 971 amino acids. Gene Ontology annotation, molecular function: zinc ion binding; DNA binding; DNA-binding transcription factor activity, RNA polymerase II-specific. Gene Ontology annotation, cellular component: nucleus. The transcript is spliced from 3 exons. NCBI's taxonomy places the organism in Eukaryota, Fungi, Ascomycota, Eurotiomycetes, Eurotiales, Aspergillaceae.
AUGUCGACCUACUAUGUGGGACCAUUCGGGCGUAUGUUACCUAGUACCGAUUGUCCAUCUCCGGAACCAGAACCAGUUCGUCCAGCUAACGUGCCAGUAUCUGGAAACCAUCCAUACCAGCUUCCCCCGCCUCGGACAUUGGAAUCUUUGCAGUUUGGAACGGAUCCAUUUCUGCAUCAGCGAAGCGACGAAGAAAAAGGAGACUCUGGAGUGCGCUCUAAUGCACCUGGACGCCAGUCCGGUGUGAACGAACAGCUGCCUUCUGUGAGCGAGCUGCUGACUCCAUCUGCUCGUUCAAGCCAAUCAUCAUCACCACAUCGCCAGCAUCUCUUUGGCUGGUACACACCUGACGGGGAGGGCAGUAACGCUGGAAGAAUUUCCCAUCACGCUACCCACCAUGAUAUCAAUGCUGGUCCUCGAACACCCCAGAGUGGAAUUAACGGCAGGCCUGAAAGCCAUGUUGAAUCAUUUUCGAGACCAACAACCGCAAAUCUGCCUCCACUAUCUCAACUGUCCAUGUUCUCGGCUGCCAACGAGCUUCGCGUGCACACGGCAUCCCGUGCCGAUGUCCCUUUGCAACUAUCGCCCCAUAGUGUCUUUCCAACUCAAGGCUACAUGAAUCAUGAAAAGGAAAGCAGGGAGGAUGACUCCUCACCGAUCGCCAACGAAUUUGGAAGUGCAGCUGGAAGCCGACCCCAGUCGGCGAAGGUCCGUCCACAUGUGGUUGAUGAACGAUAUAUAGAGGGCGAAGGCUGGUGCUAUAUCUAUGCUGAUGGGUCCCACUGCCCCAAGACAAUUGACGGCGUGCCUGUGAACGCAAACUGGGGUGUCACCAAGGCUGGGAAACCGCGAAAACGGCUCGCUCAGGCUUGUCUAACCUGCAGAGAAAAGAAGAUCAAGUGCCAGCCGAAUCUACCCAAGUGUGACCAGUGCCAGAAGUCGGGAAGGGAUUGUAGAUUUGAGAGUGCACCUCGUGGUAACCGCGCAGGAGCGAAAGCGUCUCCGCAUUCGACGAGACACGAUUCGAGAGACAGCUCCUCCUCUGCGACCCAUAAUCCUUCAAACUCUUCCGGUUCGAUCUACUCCAUUGUCCGAGCUUCCGAAAGCGCCACGUCCCUCCCUGGCACCAACUCCCAGUCUCCCGUAUCCGAUGCAUCUAUGCUCACAUCCCCUGCGAUAAACACCCCCCAGGAGAGCGGCGUCGAUUCAGAUCAUCUGAGCAGGAUGAGAUUGCAUAGUCUUGGUAGAAUCUCUAUGGGCGCCGAGGAGCUGUCGGGACGAUCAGUAGAGGGCAUUUCAGCCCGCGUGGCUCCUGACUACACAGAUAUUCUUAUGGAGAUGAAGGACCUAGAUCCGCAGGACCCUCUUGCCCAUGAAUGGAACACGGACCCCUUUGAGACUGACGCUGAGCUCACCACUCACUAUAUUGAGAGCUACUUCACGCACGUGAACGAUAGCUUGUACUACAUUCUCCCCCGAAGACGUUUUCUACUCUGGUUAAGAUCGUGCCACACGAAGUCUCUAGAAGAUAACAUGCUCCUUUAUUCGAUGAUGUCUCUGGGUGCUGUCUUUUCCGACCGACCUGACAGACUCACGGCCAUGAGGAGGGUUUCACGCACGGCCCGUUACGCUGUGGAACAUAGUCGCCAUAAUCCUUCGUUGCAGCUCGCCCAAGCACUAAUAAUUAUGAGUCUUUGGUAUUAUGCCAUUGGCGCUUUAGAGAAAUCCUGGGAUGCUGUGGGUGCCGCAGUGCGAACGGUCUGCGGGUUGCGGUAUAAUGUUGAAUCGGGAGGGGUUAUCGUGGACCAGAGUCGGGUCUGCGAAUACGGACUACAUCCCCAAGCCUUGAUUGAAUGUCGUCGUCGGACGUUUUGGGUUGCAUUCCUAAUGGAUCGUCUUUCAUGUCUCUAUUCACCAACUUCUGCAUUCAUUCCCCCGCAGACGGCUUAUAUCAGGUUGCCUUGCCGAGAAGAAAUCUUCGAGGCGCAGCAAUAUACAACCGUGCCCUAUUUUCAGGACUUCCUUAACCAACCUUUCGUGACAACGGAAGAUGAUGCUUCCAGACCGAGCGCCAUGGCACUUUUGGUGGAGAUAACUUCUCUUUGGGGAGAAGUGUCUGACCACGUUUUCCGGCUAUCUUUGCUACCCGUCGAGUCGUCCAGCACUGCUUUUGAAAAGUUGUAUACCACAAUUGUCGGUCGUGCAGAUGCAUGGGCCGCCAGGCUCCCAGAACAUCUCAGGUUCACUGCUCGAAAUUUGGAGAGGAGUCUUCAGGCGAGGAAGCUAGACGCUUUCAUUGCGAUACAUCUUUUGUAUCAUGCAACGUUGAUGAAGUUGCAUAGACAUGCCCGCUGCCAGGACCCUCGGGUGGAGAAUGUGAACCGGCAUGUUCGCGCAACAAGGAAUCAGGCAGCCGAAAUACUGCGAAUUGCCCUGGCGCUGGCUCAUUACACUUCCGAAUUCGAUCCAGCGCGAAUCGUCAUGGAAUCGCCUUCUUCCGCUACGGCCAUAUUCAACCCUUUUCUGGGUUACGUGGUCCUCUCUGCGGUGGACGUCCUCACCGCCGCAGGAUUGAUCACUGACAUGCCUGAGUGCAUCAAUCUGACCCGGGGCGGCCUUGAGGCCGUCAAAGAGCUGGGCCGGUUCUGGGAGAGCUCAUCGUCGCUGAUCUUGCUGAUUGAGAGACGACUGGAAGCAUUAUCGGAGCUUCUUCAUAGUCCAAUGGACUUGGAACGCAAGGUUGCGUUUAUUACGAAGAGUCAAUCCUUGGACAGCUGCAUCCAGAAGCAGCAGAAUCCGAUUGCUGAGGAUCUCUUCUACGGCGCGUUGCCCCGUGAAAGGCUGUUGAGCGCACUGGGACUCGAAGACGCUUCGUUAUCAGAAGCUAACGUACUUUGGAUCACAGACAAGGACUAA